This is a messenger RNA of Apis florea (little honeybee), 2164 nucleotides long. It is a transcript of the gene MED17, whose product is annotated as mediator complex subunit 17. Lineage: Eukaryota; Metazoa; Arthropoda; Insecta; Hymenoptera; Apidae. The record is from RefSeq and is a predicted model, not a curated record. Gene Ontology annotation, cellular component: core mediator complex; mediator complex. Gene Ontology annotation, biological process: regulation of transcription by RNA polymerase II. Gene Ontology annotation, molecular function: transcription coregulator activity.
UCUGCCUCAAGAAAACAAUAAUGGCGUAUUCAGUGAAUAUUUCUGUAGAAGCACCGAUCGAGAAUCAAAUUCAGGAAAUCACUUACGAUGGUCAAGAAAUUUACCAAGCACCUCUUACAUUAUCCGAAAACUUGGCAAAAAUCGCGCAAAAAAUCGAUUUCAGUAAAACUAAUGGUGAAGAUGUGAAAAAGGAAUUAGAAAAUGGAGAAAAAAGUGAAGAAGACACAAAAGACUCUGCUUCUUUUCAGUCAUCUUUAUGGCCAUGGGACAGCGUUAGAAAUAAAUUAAGAAAUGCAUUGACAGAAGUAUGUGUAUUAGCAGAUGUUCUUGCAAUAGCAAAAGAGAAACAUUAUAUGGUUCUUGAUCCAGUACCCCAAGAACCAACAGAAGUAAAACCUAUGAUACAAGUAUAUGCUAGGAAAAAAGCAUUAGCUGGGGCUGCAUCUGUCAUUAUGAUGGGUGCUGAUAGAUUAAAAAAUUGUCAAAAUGAAUUAGCUAGAAAUAGAUCAACUCCAGAUUUUCACAUUGAAUUAUUAAGAUUGAGACAAAAUUGGCGUUUGAAAAAAGUUUCUAAUUCAAUCAUUGGUGAUCUUAGUUAUAGAACAGCUGGAUCUAAAUUCCCUCAGACAGGUAUGUUUGAAGUUACAAAAGCAGAAGAAGAAGAAAAAAAUAGUACAAGCCCUCCUGCAUCUCCAAAUGCUAGUAAUAAUACAUCUGGUCAGACUCAUCCUCCAAAUUCCAAAGCAUCUGCAUUGAGAGUUACUAUUCCAAGUGAAUUACAGGGUGUUGCUUAUAUAGAAGUAUUAUGUCAAAAAGAUCAAGAAGAUUUAUGUAGUGCAAAUAAGUUACUUAAUAACAGUGCACAUAGUUCCAAUGCAGAUAUGCACUGGCAACAAAAAUUGGAAGCUGCACAAAAUGUUCUUUUUUGUAAAGAAUUGUUCAGUCAAUUAGCAAGAGAAGCUGUACAUUUACGCGCGCCUAUACCUCACAUGGUCGUUGGCAAUCAAAUCAUGGCAACAGUGCUGCCUGGAAUUCAAUUAAUUAUAGGACUUUGUCAUAGUACGGGAAACGAUAAAAAACCAACUGCUCCUCCUCCUCAUAAAAGCGAACAUGAUCAUGUGCUAGAGCAUUCUUUGCAUCAACUUUUACGUGAAGUUCAUCACAAAAAUACUCAUCACCCAUUUCCACAUCCUUCUUCUGGACCCCUUGGACCUAGUAAAAGAAGAUGUUUAGCUGGUCCAACAGCUGCCGAUCGAUACGAACUUUUAGAAAUGACAAAAAGUCAAACUCUCUUAGAACAAAUUAUCCAACAGGCUCAACAUUAUUUUAUGCGAUUGCGCACCGAAUAUGUGUUAGAUACAAUAGCAAAAGAAGUGAAAGAUCCUUUAAUUGUAUCUCAUUGGAAUGCAUUGAAUUCUCCUACACAAUCGUGUGUAAAGAUUAAUAUUUUAACACAUGGAUAUGACACUGUAUAUCGAACAUCACUUGUUGUUCAUAUAGGAGAAAAAUCUCUCAAAUGUGUGUGCCGAGAUGGUAGAGUAAUGCAUAUGAGUUAUGAACCUCAAGAAUUACGUGAUUUAAUAUUUUGUCAGAUUUAUCAGCAUCAAAUAACAGCAGUACAAGCAUUAGCAAAAUGUAUGGGUUGGCAAUUUUUAGCUAAUAGUUCACACCUUGGUCUAGGUGCAGUUGAACCUCUAGGAAAUGCCAGUAGUUGUAUUUUAGCUUCACCAAUAGGCGAUAGAAUGAUAGCUGUUAGAUGUGAACCACAAACAGGAGUACAAGUUGCGAUAGCUCAUUCUCCCAGAAAAGAUUUCUUUCCUGGGCAAUUAGUAAGAGAAAGAAAAUGGGAAAAUUUAGGUGGUUCUUUCAAAGAAGUUCGGUGGGACAAAAUGGAAGGAAAGAAUUUUUUAAACAAAAUGGAAUUACUUAUGGCUUCCUUAACAAGUUCCUAGAUGUUAUCAAUGACUGACUAGGAAUUUAUUCCACAGGGUGAAAACAUGAUUAAAAAUCCAAAUUUUAUCUUGUGUUUAAUAUAUAUCUUUUUUAUUGUAUAAUUGAAUCAUAAGUGAAUUUGUUCGAGUAAUCUCGUGACUGUGAUUCAUUUUAUUUUAUAAUUUUUUCUUUUUUCAACGAAAAAAUGAUUAAAAUGUUCAUACUUUUUGAA